CGGAGUCGGGCACCGAAUUGGAUAUAUUGGGUGGGUACAACAGGACGCACCGGGUACGACUCUGUCCUUUUAGGAAAUUUCUGAGGACGCUAGUGUAAGCCGUGUACCUAAGGCCACCAAACACAGAAUCAACAAUCGUUAAAAAGGGAAGUUUUAAAAGAAAACAUCCAAAAUGCCGGCGGCCAACAAAGAUAGCGACGGUGGAUGGAAGAGCUUUAUCUGGAAUUCUGAAAGGAAGGAAUUUUUGGGACGUACAGGAGGCAGUUGGUUUAAAAUCAUUGUCUUCUACGUGGUCUUCUAUGCCUGCCUGGCUGGAAUCUUCGUGGGCACCAUUCAGGCCAUGCUGCUGACCCUUAGCAACUACAAGCCCACCUAUCAGGACAGAGUCGCACCCCCAGGAUUAUCACACACUCCACGUUCUGUCAAAGGAGAAAUCUUCUUCUCCAUGAACGACGAAACCACGUACGAAAAGAUCGUCAAGUCAAUGACUGACCUUCUGGAUAAAUAUGAUUUAAAAAAUCAGCAGGACAUGGGGAAGUACGAGGACUGUGGCACCGCCGCAGGUGACUACAAGAACCGCGGUGACCUGGACGGAGAUGCCGGUGAGAGGAGAGCUUGCCGCUUCGACAAAGAAUUGCUGGGCAAAUGCUCAGGCACUACUGAUAAGAACUUUGGCUUCAAGGAUGGCAAGCCCUGCGUUAUAGUCAAGCUCAACCGUAUCGUCAACUUCAGGCCCAAGCCUCCAAAGUCCAACGAAACCCUCCCAACAGAAGCCCAAGCCAACUUCCAGCCCUUCGUGCUGCCCAUGUACUGCACCAACAAGAGAGAGGAGGACAAACACAAGAUUUCAGGCAUUGAGUACUUUGGGCUCGCCAAGGGUGGCUUCCCCCUGCAGUACUACCCCUACUAUGGCAAGCUGCUGCACCCCCAGUACCUCCAGCCACUGGUGGCCAUCAAGUUCAACAACCUCACCUUCGACGAAGACCUGCGUAUUGAGUGCAAAGUAUUUGGAGCCAACAUUGACUACAGCGAGAAGGACCGCUAUCAGGGACGCUUUGAAUUUAAACUAAAUAUCAAGUCAUCAUGACCUCAGCUAUGAAAAUAGCACUGUUCUCUGCCCAUUUCAACACAUACUGAAUUAGAAAAAAAAAAAUGAAAAUAAAAAACUGAUUAAAAAAAAAAAAAAAAAAA
Clupea harengus (Atlantic herring) is the source of this 1191-nucleotide messenger RNA. RefSeq names its product sodium/potassium-transporting ATPase subunit beta-233. NCBI's taxonomy places the organism in Eukaryota, Metazoa, Chordata, Actinopteri, Clupeiformes, Clupeidae. The record is from RefSeq and is a predicted model, not a curated record. Gene Ontology annotation, molecular function: ATPase activator activity. Gene Ontology annotation, biological process: intracellular sodium ion homeostasis; potassium ion import across plasma membrane; intracellular potassium ion homeostasis. Gene Ontology annotation, cellular component: sodium:potassium-exchanging ATPase complex.